Molecule: messenger RNA, 880 nt
Organism: Notodromas monacha
Lineage: Eukaryota; Metazoa; Arthropoda; Ostracoda; Podocopida; Cyprididae
Source: the annotation of a GenBank genome assembly
AGUAUUUUUCCAGAACGUAAUUUGAACUUGACAAUGAAUCCCAUACUCUUUCUUGCAUCUCUACAUUUUUUGUUUUACGCUGCAUUUGCUAAUGCACAAAACCAAAAUGGAAAGAUUGUUGGUGGCACAAUUGCUGAACCAGGUUAAACUGGGGGAGCAUAACAGGCAAAUCACAGAUGAGUUUGAAGUGGAGAUAAAAGUGAAUGGAAUAUUCGAGCAUGAGGACUACAAUUCGUUCACAUUUGAAAAUGACAUCGCCAUAUUGCAGUUGGAAACUCCAGCUAACCUCACUGAAAGAAUCGGUCUCCUUCAACUUCCAGAAUUUGGAAAAACUUUUGAAGGCAAGAAGGAUCUGAUGUGCAAUAUUACUGGUUGGGGAACUACACAAGAGGGUGGUUCACUUGCCAGGGUUCUGGUGAAGGCAGAAGUCCCAAUUGUCACCAGAAUGGACUGUGAAGAUGCUUAUGGAUGGACCAACAUUUAUGAUGGAAUGCUGUGUGCAGGUUACUAUGCCCUUGGUGGAGUGGAUGCUUGUCAGAAAAGUAUGUGGGAAUUCGCCAGUCCACAAGAAAUUUUAUGGAAAUUUCCCGGUCCUCCGGCCCAAAAAAGGUUGGGGAACACUGCUCUGGAUGGAAUGCAACAGAAACUUUCGGAAACCCCCCGGAUCUCCUGCUGUUUAACGGCUGCCGGAAAGCGGGAAGCGAGGGAGAUUUGGUGCAGUGAUUUGCGAGUUAUUGUUCACGACGUGGCCGCCCAAGAUUUGCUGAGUGUGGAUCAACCGAAUUCUGAGGGGAAAGAUGGGCUACAACAACAACAACAGCAACUAAAGACUGCAGGAAAGGCACCUCAUCUUUCGAGUGGAGAGCAAAACUCAGCCAGG